Molecule: messenger RNA, 837 nt
Organism: Thecamonas trahens ATCC 50062
Lineage: Eukaryota; Apusomonadida; Apusomonadidae
Exons: 2
Coding region: 1-837 (278 amino acids)
Source: RefSeq, a predicted model, not a curated record
AUGGCUGCAAAGUGGCUGGUGGCCACGGGCCAGCAAGGGCUUGGGCAGGAGGGGCUGAGCCAUGCAGCGCCGUUCUUCAACUCGAUUCAACCGUGGAUGGGACUGGAGCGAACUGGCGAGAACAUUGAGGCCGAUCUCAAGCAGCUCAUUGAUCAUGCAGAUACCAUCACGGCGGUGGCGUACGAGGCGUAUAACCUCGGGCCGGGCGGAUCGUUUGUGGACAACAACUUUACCAACGUUGCUCCUGCGCUGAUGCAUGCAGGGCUCAAAGCAUAUGCUCAAGUCUCCACGUGCUGUCCUUGGGGCCGGCCGCAGGUCAUCGAGUGGGCUCGCGAAGCGGCUGCCGAUCCCAAGCCGUUUGUGGACGCUGCCAUGGCGGCCGUUGCCGCCGGUGGCUUUGACGGCUACAACAUCGACAUCGAGCCGCUUAACGGGACUCAUGCCGAUGCCGAGGGCUUUAACGUCUUCCUCAACGCGCUUGCCGACGCGCUUCAUGUCCACGACAAGUUCCUCUCGGUCGACGUCGGGACAUGGACGCCGUUCUUCAACGUCUCGCUCCUGGCCAAGUCGCGGGUUGACGCCAUCGUCCUCAUGGGCACCUACACCGGGAACUGGACACUGUUUCAGAAGUUUGUUGACGAGGCACUGGCGGCAGGCGUGAUGCCCGAGCGGCUGGUCAUCGGCCUCGAGACGGUUGACCCGAACACCAACAAGCCGUUUCCGCUCGCUGCCGUCGAGCAGCGGCUCGACUACCUCCGCGCACGCAACCUCCGCCAGCUCGCCAUCUGGGACGCACCGAUUCCCGACGCGUGGUGGCCGCUGCUUCGGGCACCGUAG